CAACGAAACAAACAGGUCUGAUUAUCAGAAAAAGGAAGAAAUAAAGUAUGAUAAUCCCAAGUCGACUCCCCCUUCUCCAUCCACACUCAGCUCCACCGCUUAGUCUACUAGUCUUCAAUCCGUCUCCGCCGCCCUCUCCUGUUCGGCGCUGCCAAACUCCAUCUCCGGCCCACCCAAAGUUCCGACUUCAGUUCGUCUCCCGCUUCAACUACCGAUUUCUCUCCCAGUCGAUCCAUUCGUCGGCUUUGCCAUCCAGAUAUAAAUCUCCUGCUAUGGCUUCCAAUGGUUCAGACCCUGUGGAGCAGCAAAAAUCUCCCCAGAAGCUGCAAAUAUACUCUACUUCCAGCACUGGAGUCAAUUCUUUCUGGAGAGACAAGUACGAAAGGGAUGCGAAGAAGUAUUGGGAUGUAUUCUAUAAGCGACACGAAGACAGAUUUUUCAAAGAUCGGCAUUACUUGGAUAAGGAAUGGAAUGGCUACAUCAGCGGUCCUGGCCGGAAAGUCAUUCUAGAGGUUGGAUGUGGAGCUGGGAACACCAUCUUUCCUCUUAUUGCUACUUAUCCAGAAGUUUUUGUUCAUGGAUGUGACUUUUCACCCCGUGCUAUCAACUUGGUCAAGGUGGAGCACAUAAGGACUACACUGAGACACGUGUUGGUGCAUUUGUGUGUGACCUUACUGCUGAUGAUUUAAGCAAGGAAAUAUCUCCAUCUUCAGUUGACGUUGUCACAAUGAUUUUUGUACUAUCUGCAGUGUCACCUGAGAAAAUGCCUCUUGUUCUUCAGAACAUUAAGAAAGUUCUAAAGCCAAAUGGUCAUGUGCUGCUUCGUGACUACGCAACUGGGGAUCUUGCUCAGGAACGGUUCUCUUCAAAGGAUCAACAGAUUAGUGAUAAUUUUUAUGUUAGAGGCGAUGGCACUCGUGCUUACUACUUUUCAAAUGAUUACUUGAAAAGUUUGUUUGAAGAAAGUGGAUUCAGGGUAGAAGAGCUUGAUGUGUAUUGCAAACAAGUAGAGAAUCGUUCACGUGAAUUAGUGAUGAACAGACGUUGGAUCCAGGCUGUAUUCCAGUUUGCAAAUUGUUCUAAUUCCUCUGGCAAAGCUUCAAUGAACAAUGACCACCUUGGCAUAGGAAAUAACAACUCGCUGGUCAAAGAAAGUGCGACAGAUGAGGAAGUUGACAUAUCACAAGGGUUGGCAGCAGAAAUGUUCGGAAUGCUACCUUCUAAGUAUGAUGAGACAGUUGAGGUGAGAGUUGGAGAUCAGAAUCUGAGAAUCAACUUACUCUCCAAAGAGUACCAGCACACCUGUAGGUCAACUGGCCUGAUGCUGUGGGAGUCUGCUCGUUUGAUGUCAUCCAUUAUUGCCGGGAACCCAUCCAUUGUCGCUGGGAAAAAGGUGCUGGAGUUGGGUAGUGGGUGUGCCGGGAUAUGCUCGAUGGCUGCUGUUCAGCGAGCCGACCUCGUUGUUGCAACUGAUGGAGAUGCAAAAUCACUCGAUCUGCUGGUGCAGAAUGUCGCUUCUAACCUUAGCGAACCAUUUAUUUCUAUGUUGAUUACAAUGAAACUUGAGUGGGGAAAUAAAGAAGACACGGAUGCCGUUAAGGAACUCAAUGCUGGCGGCUUUGAUGUCAUUUUAGGCACAGAUGUAACAUAUGCUUCUGAUGCUAUUUUGCCUUUGUUUGCAACUGCAAAGGAAUUAGCUGCACCCAGCAGGGAUGGAGAGAAGAAGGAACCUGCAGCACUCAUCCUCUGUCAUGUCGUACGCCGAGUUGAUGAGCCAUCUAUAAUUCUGGCUGCAUCUCGAUUCGGGUUCAAAUUGGUGGAUAAAUGGACAGCAGCUGCACCAAGUCAGUCGCAGAGCAUCAUCAGUUCUUGGUUCCUGAAGAGUGGUUGUGAGAUUUAUAUCCCAUCGAGGGCACUGAACAUCCUGUACUUCCAAGCUGGAGCUGGAAACAAAUAGUGAUAGGUACCGACGUUUUGUGGGUUCGAUUUGGUUGAAAAGUAAAACGAAUAUCUACCAACACUUACGUUUUUUACAAAAUGGAAACAAAGAGAUCGUUUUGUACAAAAUGAAUCGAGAAUUCAUUUCAUUGUAAGAUGAACUAUUGUUUCAUUGUAAAAUGAAUUAUUGUGUAGAAUUCAU
Messenger RNA from Linum tenue, 2140 nucleotides. Lineage: Eukaryota; Viridiplantae; Streptophyta; Magnoliopsida; Malpighiales; Linaceae. The record is from the annotation of a GenBank genome assembly.